This is a messenger RNA of Tetrapisispora phaffii CBS 4417, 1335 nucleotides long. RefSeq names its product Bur2p (gene BUR2). Gene Ontology annotation, biological process: regulation of transcription by RNA polymerase II; positive regulation of DNA-templated transcription, elongation. The record is from RefSeq and is a predicted model, not a curated record. Gene Ontology annotation, molecular function: cyclin-dependent protein serine/threonine kinase activator activity. The transcript has a single exon. Bases 1 to 1335 code for a protein of 444 amino acids. Gene Ontology annotation, cellular component: nucleus; cyclin/CDK positive transcription elongation factor complex. NCBI's taxonomy places the organism in Eukaryota, Fungi, Ascomycota, Saccharomycetes, Saccharomycetales, Saccharomycetaceae.
AUGCCCGAAGUCAAUAAUUUAUCUAAAGAAAACGUAGUAGAGAGUAGUAUAAUAGGAAGCAAAUUAGCAGAUGAGGACUUAAAACUGAAUACACAAUCUAAUUCUGGUGAUAAAAUAGUGAAUAAUAGUAAACCUAAACCCACUGAAAUAAACCCUAUUGAAAAAAUAUCGCAAGAACCAACUACAAAUGCAUCCACUGGACAAGCUACCGUCAGUUCAUCUAAUUUUAAUACUAGGAUACUAUGGCCUGAUCUUAUCAAGAUACCAACAAAUAAAUGGGUUUAUGAAUGCAAAGAAAUAAUAGAUAAAUUAGGCCAUGUUAAUAGUGUGAUUGAAGAAACAAAGAGAAAUUUAGAAAAAUGUUUAUUGUAUUUUUACACACUAAAGAAAAGGUUAGAUUUAUUUGACCAUACUUAUACUGCAUCAUGCAUUUUAUUUUUUCGUUAUUGGUUUGUAUAUGGCAUUCCAAACAGCAUGUUAGAUUGUGUCCAUAUAGCACAAGCCAUAUUGGUAACAGCAUGUAAAAGUUCGGAAAAUAAUAGACCGAUAGAUGCAUAUGUCAAAGCUACAUGCGAUUUUAUCUCAAGAGAAAUACAAGGGAAUAAGAUUGUCAAUAUUGAUAAAAUGAAAUGGGACAUCAGAGAUAAAAUAGUUGAAAAUGAGAAAAAGAUACUUUGCAUGUUUGGAUUUGAUUUAAACGUAGAAAAUCCAAAAGAAAUAUUGGAAGAAAUGUUCAGUGGAUACUAUAGGUACAAUAGGGAUUAUAAUUUACCAGAAGAUUUUCAAAAGAUUUUUCCUAAGUUAUUACAAGAAGCAAGAAAUUUUAUCGUCCAAUCAAUAACACAACCAGUUUGCUUAUUAUUUAAUGGCCAAAAGUUUAUACAACUCGCAUUAAUUUUUACUGGUAUACAAUAUAAAAAGAUUGCUGAUAGUAAGUUUAAAUACCCAAAAAAUUUCUUCAAAAACAAAUUUGCAAGUACAAUUAAACCAGAAGAAAUGGAAGACUUAUUCACAGACUUUCGUAUUUUAGAAGAAAGUUUCUUUUCUUUAAAAAGUAACAAAGGAGAUAAAUUAUUUAUAACAAAACAGGAAAUUUCUGAUUUAAUUGAAGAAGAUGAAGUGGCCGACGAUAAAAUUAUAGAUCCAUAUAAUUACGACUCUAUGAAAUCUGGUGAAGUAAGGCAAGAAUUACUGGAUAACAUAGAGACACGGUUACAGGAUAUGUUCACUAAAAUGAAGAAAGACUAUCAAAAUAAGAGAGCCUCUUCAGGAACGUUGGAAGGAACACCAAAUAAAAAACAAAGUUAUAAAAUAAUGAUGCAUAGAAAAUUAUAA